Messenger RNA from Stylonychia lemnae, 366 nucleotides. NCBI's taxonomy places the organism in Eukaryota, Ciliophora, Spirotrichea, Sporadotrichida, Oxytrichidae. The record is from the annotation of a GenBank genome assembly.
AUGAAUUGGUUGUAUAGCUUUAAAAAGGAAAAGCUCAAAAAAUGCAAAGUCUCAGAUACUGCUUUAUAUAAGAGCAAAGAUGAGAUAGAAGGCAAAAGACCAGCUAAGAAGAGAAAGUUCAAUUAUUACCAGCAUUUGGAAUUUCCUGAAGCAGAAAUUCCUAUUGCAACUGAGGAGGAUCAUAACCAGGAGGAAGUCAAGAAGCCAAUUGAACUUGAGGAAAUUCCAGUUGGAAAUAUUUAGAUAGCUAAGCAGCAACCAGUCAAAGUAGAACGGAAGCCCACUCGUCAAUUCUAUAUGUUCUAGGACAAGUUUUAUAAGGAUUUGAUGUAGUACAGAUAUAAUGCAAAAAAGAAGUAAUAAUGA